GCCCUCGCCGUUUGUUGAAAUUGUAUGGAUGUUUUCAUAUAUGUGUUGGUGUCGGUCGUCGUUCGGUUGCUCGCCGCCAUGCUAGUGGUUAGUCUAGUGAACCAAACGUCAUGAUGUGGCAAUACGUUAGCACAAGUUAAAGAGGUGUCUGGGUGACACACGGAGUUGCCGGCAAGUCGACAUUAUGCAGUCCACAUAACCCGUUUGAUAACGUCUCAACGCGAGCGUGAUUGAAAACAAAAAGUCCGUCAAACAUCGCUUACUAGUGCCGCCUUUGGGCCGCGCGCGCGAUCAAGGGAAAAAACAGAGCAGGGGGGAAAGAGAGUAGUAUUAACUAAGAGUAAGAAUCAACUGAGAAAUACCAACAUCAUUUACAAACAUACAUUUCAAAACAAUAUUCUUGAUUGAUGGAUUCCGCGUUUUAAGAUGCCGCACAAAGUUAAUUCGGUAUUGAUACUUUGAUGUUCAAGCAGUAAGGCGCGGGAUUUCGGACGCGGGUGUGUAGGACUGCUUCUACGAUAUACGAUAUACAACUUGGACUUGGCGUUGAGAAGUACGACGACACGGACUUCUCUUCCUCGGUGCAACAUUCUCCAACCAACACGAUGCUUGAUCCAAGUGUAUUAACGGAUUUAGAGGAAUUGACUCUAUGUGGUUAUUGCAAACAAAAGUACAAUAAUGCUGAGCAAUGUCCAAAAUAUCUAAGCUGCAAGCACUAUUUUUGCUUGCGUUGUAUAGAAAAUAAUUUGUUAAAAGGACGUGAAUUAUUAUGUGCUCAUUGCUGGAAGAGAACAGAACUUGGUGAUCAAGGACCUGAUGCAUUACCUACUAAUUCUCCUCUACUUGCCUUGGCCAACAGUUUUUCCUACCUCAAAAUUAAUUCGAGUAACAACACAUCUUGCAAACAACAAACUGAGAAAGAAAGAAAGAGUGAAAAUUGUCACACCCAUGGAAUGCCUCUUGCCUUGUGGUGUUCAUCAUGCUGUGUAUUACUAUGUCGAGCUUGUGCAACACCUCAUGAACAUCCUGGCCAUCAAAUAAAAACGCAAUCAGAUGCCAAAGAACAACUUAUAUCCGACGUCCAACUGGAAUUAGUCACAAUGGGAAAGUUAUCCACAGAGAUUCAGAGACUGGCAACGCAGCAAAGAGAGUUUUUAAUUAAAGUUCUAGAAGCUUGUGUUACAUUGAAGACACACGUAGAGACUGAUUUGCAAAAUGGAUGGACUCACUUUCCAGAAAUAUCAGAAGCUCGGGAAACUCUUGGGAAGGCGAAAGCAAGUUUACAGGUCAGUGACGGACCAAGUGAUGUUUAUAGUCUUCAUUCUCAUCUUGUAAUGGAAAAACAGAGGUUACAAAGCAAAUAUCAAGAAAUGAUGCUACAAUGUCAAUUGGAUGAUUUAAUCGGUAAUUCCCGAGUCGUGUUUGAUUUCCCCCUUCUAAAGCAAGCCCUUGCAAGUAUUCAUUCAGGUGAGCCAAUCUUACUUCAGGCACCAGGAAAUGGACGAGUACCCAAUAAUCUAGCGGCCGCCCAAAAUCCUAUUCUCUUCCUAGCGAAUUAUUGCAUGUCUCAAUUAUAUUCAAGAUAUGUAGUGAGCAAACAGCACAUUCAGAAUGGUUCUAUUGACUAUCACACUAACAUGAUGCCAGCUCCAGCUCCACUUGGAUCUAUUCAAAUUCAUCCAGUUCCACUAACACAACAACAACCACCACCACCACCUCCUCAACAACAGCCUCAAUUACUUAUUCCACCUGGUUCACCAUCAGUAAAACCAGUAGCAACAGCUCCUAAUUCCAUUCUUCAACCUCAACAAAAUUCUUUCAUACAAGACAACAAUUCAAGUGGUGCUAGUGCUGUUGGAGGCCUAUCAGCUGUUCAUUCACCAACAAGCAACAGUAAUAUGACAGUCGCACUUCGUGGUCCAUCAAAUCCUUAUCCAAUGUAUUAUUUUAAUAUUGAAGUCAAUGGAUCUCCACAUGGAAGAAUUGUUAUUGAAGUACGGCCUGAUGUCGCACCAAAAAUGGCAAAAAAUUUUAGCGUUUUAGCAACGGGUGAAAUAGGUGUAGGUUACAAAGGAUGUUCGAUAUUCCAAUGUUGGGAAGGUGAAUCAGUAAUCACUGGCGAUUUUGAACUUAAUAAUGGUCGAGGUGGACGUAGCAUUUAUGAAGAUGGCUAUUUCAUGCCUGAUGAUACCAAGUUUCCUGCUGUUAGAGGCGCAGUCGGUAUGCGUCGAACACAAAAACGACACGAUAAUUUUGGAAUGGUGGGUUCGCAAUUUCGAAUAAUACUUCAAGAGAUGCGUGGUUUUACUGGUAUCUUUGGGCAUGUUGUUGAAGGUUUAGAACUAGUUGAAAAAAUAUCUACGUUCGGUGAUCAAACUGGUAAACCUACCAAAACGAUUAUUAUUACGAAAUGUGGAAAAUUGUAACGCACCAUCGAUAAAUGAGUGCAAACAAAUGCAAUUCGAUGACCUUUAUGCGUUUUUGCAAUUCGGAAUCAUUAGGAAGUAAAUGUAUUGUGUGAAAAAAUUUCAUUGAUUAAAAGAAUCAUGGUAUAAAUAUAUAUAUAUAUAAAAUAAUAAUAUAACGGCGUGACCAUCGUUAUACGUAGGUUGCACCUUUUGUGCUUAUGGUGCACUGUUGAGUUUAAUUUAAGUGAAUCCAUUAACACUAUACAAAUAGAGAUUUAAAGAUGUUGAAUCUAUUUUUGAAGCGAGAAUAUAAAGAAGAAACUAAGAAAAAUAAUGAUGUUGAAAUUGAUAAUAGAUCCAUAUUUUUUGCUAUAUAUGAAAGGCAUCUAUAUCUGGAUAGAAUGCCAUGUCUACGAAAAACGACGAUGGUUCCAAUACAUACGUACCUCAUAUCGAUCGUAAAAUCGAUAAAAAAAAACAAAACUUUUUAGCUAUAUAAAGUUUAUUUUGACACACGACUUGUCAUUUAUAAUCAUUAUAUAUUUUCUCUUCUUGACUUUACCUAUACGAUAAAACUCUAGAUUUUUUAAAGAGGUAAUCGCGAAAGAUGGACCUUAGUUUUGACGAUAUAUUUAGCAAGCGAUAUGUAUAAAAAAAUAAGUGUAUUAAUGAAGAAGAAGAAGAAGUCAUGAAAAAAAGAUGAAAAUUAUUAUAAGAAUUAUGACGAGUGUGUGAAUAAACACAUGUUGAAUUUAUAUAUUAUGUAUGUAAAAAUGAUUAUUAUAUGCAAUACAUAAUAUAUAAAUUCAUAGAUAUAUUUUUAGUUGAGGACUUGUGUGUUGUUGGUCAAUGUAAUUGAAAGAUUUUUUGUGAAAUUUAUAGAAUUAUCAAUGGUGUUAAUUAUUUGAUUGUACAGCAGCGAAAAAAUAAGGUUGACUUUAGAGACAAAUAAAAUGUCUUCCUUAUUUUCUUUCGUUACUCCAUGAUUAUUGUACAGAUCAGUCUUAUGAAAAAGCUGUACUGUAUUAUAAUAUUUAGAAUCUAAAUGUGCGAAUAUAUAUGGGGCCUAAUUGCAAGCGUAGACCGCGAAGAAAUGUCCUCGUGAUAUCAAAAUAAACUUCCGAUCGUCAGUGGCGACAAAAAAUCUUAAUGAAUUAUAAUAUUAUAAAAUACAAAAAAAAAAUAUAUAAGACAAAGAAGGAAUCUACGCGAUGUAUAUCUGAACAAAUCAUUCCUUUAUAAUAUAUAUAUGAAAAAAUAUAUGUAUAUCAAAAUAUUAAAAGAUUACAUAUGCGUUAGAGAGAAUAAAAAUUGCUCGUAUAAAAUGUUCGUUAAUUCUAAUUGUUAUGUAUUAUAAAGUGUAAAAACGAAUAUUCCCGCGUAAUGGUACAAUGGUAGUCCAAUGAUAAGACGGUAUUAAUCGUGAAAAAUAAUUAGUUAUGAGAAGAAUUAAAAGAAUGCACUCACACGUAAUUUCUUAAAUGUACACAUGGAGAGGUAAUAUUGCACAUCAUGUUGUUGUGAACGCCUUUUUGUGAAGUGAAUUUCAUUUUGACGUUAAAUAUAAAAGUUUUAAAAUUUGUUGGUUGUAUGAAAAUUAUGUACAAUUAGGCGAGGUAAUUAUUGAAUAAGGACGCGGGAAGAAAGGGAAAAUAUAAAUGUAGUUAAGAAUGAGUAUAUAAUAAUGAUAGAUAUCAUUAUUAUUAUUAAUGAAAAAUAUGUCAUCGUAUUAUGACAAAACAUAUUAAACAUAUAUCCUGAAGUGUGCAAAUCACGACGAAUUAAAACGAAAUAAACUUAUAUUUUCUGAGCUCCGAUGUAGCCCACGUGUCCGCGCUAAUUAAAAAAAAAUUACAUUUAAAAACAAUAUUAUUCACGAUAUUAUAAAAACACGUCCUAUCUGUACAUAGACAUAUAUUUUUAUGAACGCGACGAGGUAAAAAAAAAACGCGUAGAUUGUAAUACCGAUUUCGAUGACCUUCAGUUGUAUCCUUACCCUCGCAAAUCGAAUUACAACAGUAAAAUAUAUCAAGUCUAAAUAAUAAAAAAAAAACACAAUCUAUCAUGACUAAAUUUGUAAGUUGCAUUUUAACUAUUUUUUUUAAAUUUUUCGUUUCACAUGUGUUGUAUGUUUUUGUUGUAUGGCAAGGAAAAUUUUUAACUGAAAGAUUUUUUUUUGUACUAUUGACAAUAGAA
Messenger RNA from Chelonus insularis, 4604 nucleotides. RefSeq lists its product as uncharacterized. The record is from RefSeq and is a predicted model, not a curated record. Lineage: Eukaryota; Metazoa; Arthropoda; Insecta; Hymenoptera; Braconidae. Gene Ontology annotation, molecular function: zinc ion binding; peptidyl-prolyl cis-trans isomerase activity. The transcript has 4 exons. Gene Ontology annotation, cellular component: intracellular membrane-bounded organelle. The coding region runs from base 606 to 2426 and encodes 606 amino acids. Gene Ontology annotation, biological process: protein peptidyl-prolyl isomerization.